ACUUCACUUCAUUACUUCAUUUUUUUACUGCAUUUUACUUGAUUCUUACUAUUCUUUUACUUUAUUUCCGAAAGUGAAAUAAAGCAAAGUUGAGUAAAGUGUAACGGAAUAGUAAGGUAAAGUAAAGUACAGUAAACAAAAUGAAGUCAAAUGAAGUAAUCAAGUGAAGUAUAGUAAAAGAGAAGUAAAAGUGUUAAAUCACGAAAAUAACCCCAGGACGUACACUGAAGUAAAGUGAAGUAAAGUUUUAACACCAAAAAUAGCUAAUCUUCACGUUAAGUCGACAAAAGCUUAAAAUCUUUUUUUCUACAUCUUCCAAAAAAAAUACAAAGAAUAAAAUAGGAUAACUUUUUUCAAAAAAUUUCAGAAUGUACGCAGUCGUGAGUAAAAAAGCGCGCCAAAAAUAGCUUAGCUUCACACUUAGCAUCAAAUGCUUAAAACUUAGAUUAACGGUUAAAUGGAACAAAACAAUGAGAUCUUAUCUGCAGUAAGUCUUGAAAUCAAAUAUAAACCUAAAAUGCAACGCAAAAAAUGAAAACUUACUCGCUCGAAAUUCGUUGAAAAAUGAAAAUAUCCAAUGGUCUAUAACACAGCCGUGAAUGAAAUAAGCGCGAAAUUGACUACUUGCUCGGCUGCUCCUGUGGCGGACAAUGCUGCCAGAGAUGUGUCCCUCGGAGCUUUGUUGCAAUUUAAACCAUAUAAAUAUUUUCGAAAAAUAUUUUUUCUAAAAAAUAAUGUUACUUAAAAUUUUAAAAUAAAAUUCCUCAAUUUACUAGAUUUCCUUACACAACUAUGAAUUAAUUUUAAAUAAUUUUAACUUCAUUGCAUCGUUGUCAAAAUCGUGGGAACGGAGGGGAUGAGAAUUGAAAAUAGUUCGAGAAAGAAAGUGUUGGAUAGUGUGGGUAGGAUGGGAAGUGGAAGAUGAUGACAAUAUGACAAAAUGGGGGAGGGGUGUGAUGUAGCAACAGCCAAUCGUAAUUAAGAUCAGAGUCAGCACGGACAUUUAAACUAUCAUUUGUCUUUUGGAAGUUGAGGCUACUGUACGGUCUUAAAAUGCCUAAACGUAGCGCAAAAAAAAGUAAGUUAGAUGAAACUCUUGAUUUGCUUAAUAUUGAAAGUGAAAAAAAUGUCAUAUUGUCAAAUGAAAAUAAAGUUUUAAGUGAUCGCAUUCAAGAUUUAGAAAAAGAAAAUGGGAUUUACAUUUCUCAAUCCGUGGUGCAUUUCACCAAAAUUGAAAAGUUGAAGUUGACCAUCGCGAGUCUUAAGAGACAGAAACUGUCGGAGGAUUUGGAUACAAUUAAUGAAGAACAUGAAGUCAAUGUGUUACAGGAAGAUAAUAAUGACGGACAUCCAAAAAUUUCGCAGCAGGUGACGUCGUCACCAAAGAUAUCGUCACCGAAUACAUCGUCACCCAAUUGUGAUAAUGAUAGAAAAAAAGAAUCUGUCCCACGGAAAGCUGUUCCUCAUCUUUUUAAUAUUUCCAAGGAAGAUCGCAAGAUUUAUCGUCGCAAAGCUCGAGAGGAAUGCAAUAGGAUUGUUGAAGAAAUGAAGAAAGUCGAAAAAGGAAAGUCUAAGAAAGAAAAAAUAACGGAACCAAAACAAUUGAACAUGACGUAUACUGUGUCUAAGUAUAUAUCUGACAUCAUGACUGCCGGGUUCACUGGAGACUACUUAAAGUCUACGAAGUGGUCAAACCAAGAGGCCAAAAAGGGAAAAAAUCUAAAGAAAGGAAUGGAUGCCGGGGACAGAGAAUCCAUCAUUGAUUUGGCAUUAACUAAUUGGGAUUCUCUAAGCCCAAUUGUUUCAAAAGAGACUAUCAAAAAGUGGGUUAUUGACGGAAUCAAACAAACGUUCAACAACAAAGGCCGCUCCACUAAGGUUCUGAAUUUAGCGGAAAAAGAUCCAGAAGAUGCUGUGAAAUAA
Molecule: messenger RNA, 1923 nt
Organism: Daphnia pulicaria
Lineage: Eukaryota; Metazoa; Arthropoda; Branchiopoda; Diplostraca; Daphniidae
Exons: 4
Coding region: 1054-1923 (289 amino acids)
Source: RefSeq, a predicted model, not a curated record